AUGCCGUGCCAGGCUGAGCUGGCACUCAUGGGGGGACUGUCCCCCCUGACGCCCCUGUCUGUCACCCAGGUGGAGGAUGGGGGCAAGGCCGCGCUGUCCCGCCGGCUGCAGCCGGGCGAUGAGCUGGGGAACCUCAGUGGGGCGCUGUACGGGUCCCGCCAGGAGGCCCUGAUCCUCAUCAAGGGUUCCUACCGCACCCUGAAGAUGAUCGUCCGCAGGAGGAGUGUGCCCGUCCUCCGGCCCCAUUCCUGGCAUGUGGCCAAGCUCGCCGAAAGCCGCCCCGACGCCCCCGCCAUGCACUGCCCUGCCGACGCCUUCAGCCUCUCCUGGCCCUCAGGGUGUGAUUGGAACCCGCUGUCCCUGCAAUGGAACCCACUGUCCCGGCACUGCAGCACUGACCGGAGCAGCUCCAUCGGGAGCAUGGAGAGCCUGGACCAGCCUGGCCAGGCCUACUAUGAAGGGGACCCCUCACCCGUUGACCAGGGCAUGUACCACAGCAAGCGGGACUCAGCCUACAGCUCCUUCUCCGCCAGCUCCAUCGCCUCUGACUGCGCCCUCUCUCUCCGCCCUGAGGAAGCUGCCUCCACCGACUCCGGCCUCCAAGGUCCCUGCAAGCCCCCAGACGGGCGCUACCUGACCACGGGGCCUGAGCUGCCUGCCAGCCGGCACCCUGAGGCCUGGCGGGCACCCAUGCCCCCCCAGCCCCCAGUUAGGAGGGACAGCCUACGGGCCGCCCCAGCCAGUGGAGGGGAAAGGCGCCGGGCAUUGGUGUCUGCAGAUGUGCUGCAUGCCAAGGGCCGGUGGAUCUCUGACACCUUCCUCUGCCAGCGGGACGGGGAGACGGAGGAAGCUGGUGGGAGGACGCCAGGGCCAUACCCCACAAAGGACCAUCUCUCUGCUGACCAGUAUUACAUGCUGAGCUCCCCCUCAGACCGGAGUCUGGCUGAGCCACUCCUGGGCGAGAGCACAGAGCCUGGUGACCGGCUGUACCCAGAUGGUGGUGUGCACCGAGUGCCAGAUGCCACGGCAGCGGCUGACAGCCUGCUGCUCUCCCCCCUCAAGGGCCAUGUGCUGCACCGGCACAGCGCUCCUGAGCAGUUGCUGGCCUCCCAGCUCCGCUCCCUCCAGGAAUUUCCUCUGGAUGAGUGGGAACCACCAGCAGUAACCAGGAAAGCCAGCCAGUCCAUCAGUGAGCUCUCCCACUACCAACUGGGCUUCCCGAGGCUUGGCCCUUUCCACCCCUGCUUUGAGAGUGCCAAGCCAGAGUGGCCACCCUGCUACCGGGCCACAUCCACCCAUGACCUGUCGUGGGAUGGCGACCGCCUGGCCUGCUCCCCUGAGAGCCUCCCCGAUCCCCUGCACCGCCCGCUGCGGGGCAGAGCCUUUUCGGAGAGUCACCUCAACCUGGAGCCAGCCAGUCCCUGGGCCCGUGACCAGAGGGACCUUCUCCGUGCCAAGCUGGACCCUCCCGAUGUCCCCAAAAAGAAGGGCCCUCCACCCCCCCGCCCGCCUCCCCCCAACUGGGAGAAGUACAGACAGCGCCGGAUGUCCCAGCGCCUGCCAGAUGGUUCUGGGCACAGCUCUGCCUUCAGUGCUGUGCCAGUGCUGACCCGCAGCAUCGCUGAGGCCCUGCUGGUGGUGGGGGAGCGGCAGGACUGGCGGGAGCAAUUCCAGCAGGACUGGCGCCUGGAGGCCCUGGCGCAGGACAGGCAGGGCUUCGAGCCCAUCUCGCCACCCUCUGCCAGCACUGCCAGCUCCACCUCCUACCCAGCAUAUUAUGGUGUGGCAGCAGGCAAAGCUGAGCCGCUCAGCAAGGUGAAGGAGCUGCCAGAGGUGGUGGAGGGGAGCUCAGAGGACGACGAGGAGGAUAUGGACCGUGAGCUGGUGGAGAAGCUGCAGCUGAUCGAGAGCCUGAGCCGCAAGCUGGCAGUGCUGCAGGAGGCGCAGCGGGGGCUGCAGGAGGACAUCAGCGCCAACGGGGCACUGGGCGAGGACGUGGCCGCCCGCCUGCAAGCCCUCUGCACCCCGGGGGAGUUCGACAAAUACCGCCUCUUUGUGGGCGACCUGGACAAGGUGGUCAACCUCCUGCUCUCCCUCUCGGGACGCCUGGCCCGGGUGGAGACUGCCCUGGGCAGCCUGGGGCCACAUGCCCCUGCUGAGGACAAGGUGGCCCUGCGGGAGAAGCAGCGACUGCUGGUGGCGCAGCUGGAGGAUGCCAAGGAGCUGAAGGAGCACGUGGGGCGGCGGGAGGAGGCAGUGGGUGCCAUGGUGGCGCGGUACCUGCCUGCCGAGCAUCUCCAGGACUACCAGCACUUUGUCAAGAUGAAGUCAGCCCUCAUCACCGAGCAGCGGGAGCUGGAGGAGAAGAUCAAGCUGGGCCAGGAGCAGCUCCGCUGCCUGCGUGAGAGCCUCGGCCAGGCCCCCAAGGGCUGCUAG
Messenger RNA from Chaetura pelagica (chimney swift), 2436 nucleotides. RefSeq names its product shroom family member 4 (gene SHROOM4). Gene Ontology annotation, molecular function: actin filament binding. Gene Ontology annotation, biological process: actin filament organization. The record is from RefSeq and is a predicted model, not a curated record. Lineage: Eukaryota; Metazoa; Chordata; Aves; Apodiformes; Apodidae. Gene Ontology annotation, cellular component: cortical actin cytoskeleton; adherens junction; apical junction complex.